CGUUUCUGAAAGUUCCAUUCCUUCCUUUGGCGCCUCUCAUGCAAAACCGGAACCCACGGUUUCUAGUGCGUGUUUUCUCGAGCUGAGAACGGAGCGCAGCCAACCAAACGGCGGAUGCUCUGUUUUUGAGCCAGCGACAGAAAUGGCAUCGUGUUUCGUCGCCACUAAACCCAAAGCUGCCCUGCUAAAUGAGACAUAAUCAGCUGUGCGCAUCCGUGCAAUAGCCUUGCUUCCUCAGAGAAACGAAGAUAUUUCCGUUUUCUAUCCCCCCCCCUUCCCCCCUUCCCCCCUCCCCCCGCAGCUCCCUUUGCCCUCCAGUGCUGCAGAUCAAAGUCUGCUGGCCUCUAGGUCUGCUGGUCUCUCGGUCUUGUGGUAUCUAUUCGGCUAGAAAUGUGUGAUCAGUAUUUAGCUUUUAGAGAUUUUAGUUGAUAUGAACCCAGACCGGACUCAUUAAGCUUUUCUUCUCCCACCUCGACCCCUCGGGCUUGUGGUGUCGGAACAGUUUUACGCGUUUCACCGUUUUCUUCUGCGCGUCUGCAAGGAGUCUUUGUAGUGAAGCCAGACUUCUGCGAUGAACAGGAAGCAGCCAGGUGCGUAAACUGGCUCCCUGAGAGCAUCUGUUUGGUCUUCGGUUGCGGCCGAGAUCCCCUCCAGAAGCCGGGCACUCAUGCCACGCAAGAAUGGCAUGAAAAAAAACAAAUCGCGGUGACUGUCGUGAGAGCGCGCUCCCAGCCUCAUUUUCGCCUCGAACAACGCAGAAGCUUUCUCAGACAGCAGGCGCCAAAACAGUCUUAUUGCAGAAGCUGGCGCCCGUCACUUCGCGGAGGUAUGGAACGCAGACACAGCGAGGCGCCGUCCCCGUCGAACCUCUUCCACGAAGACGAGGACAUUUCUGAGCACCUGGAAAUGGUGGCACUGCGUCCGAAUUCCCGUUUUCAAGUCACCAGAAAGUCCACCGCCGAAUGUGACUCCUCCGAAAGACACUGUGGGGAAGAGGAGUGCAUUCUGUGGCAAACGAGGAAAUCCAGAUCGACAGUCCGAACGAUCCGAGAUGCCUGUUGGCGUCGCAGCAGCCGCGUCGCUGACACCCCUGACCGAAUGUGCAGGGGAGUUCGUGGUCGCGACUCAAUGUCCCCUUCUGCCAACUGCCAAGAUCGGAGCUUUUUUCUCCACAACGCGAAAGCAUCUGCCGCUCGCGAUAGCGAGGGCCGGGCGUCGCCGAGACACAGAAGCCCUUCGCUAGUGGCUUCCGUCCCUCUUCGCAGGUGUUGUGCCGUUUCUUGUUUUCUCCCCUUCGUAGCGUUUCUCAGUGUGGCACUUCUGCUGCUUUGUCGCAGUGCCACGAAGGGUGUGAACGUCUUCAAUCUGAAGUCCGCGUUGUGGGGGAACUCUUACGGCUUUUUCAUUUCGGACUCGGUCGCCGCGGAUACCUCGUCUUCUGCGGAGAUCGCGCAGUCCUCGUUUUUCGCGGGUGUCGCGUCGGUCCUCGAUGGACUCUUCCCCAGCGAUGACAGAGACCCGCUGCUUCUUCGGGGUUCACCUCCCUCGCCGAGGAACGACCGAGACCGUGUCUCAAGCCGCGCCGCCGUGGCUGCCGCCUUUCGUACGCCAGGCGGAACGGCCUCCUUCUGCUCGAGCUCUGCGCUGGUGCCUGCUAGUGAUAAGUGGCACUCCCAAGUUUUAGACGAGACUGAGACGGGGACCGCAGGAAAAACGGGAGAUCUUCCGCGGACCUCUUGUUUGCCUUCCUUCGAGGCCGCUGUCAUGCUCUACGAUUGGCGACUGCAGGACUCGUGGGCAACACGCCGCUGGAGGUACCACGCGCCUGAAUACGUCCGGAAGCUCUUGACGCUUUUCUUCCCCAUCGACCGCCGCCUCCACCAGCUGUACAGACAGGAGAUGGCUGCAGUCCUCGCGCUGGUUGGCCCGUACGUCGAGAUCGAGCCUCCAGUUCCCAUCAAUCCACACUGCCAGCCGCCAGAGUCCUACACCGUUCUUCCCCGGGAGCAGGAAGAGGGUGGCAGGAAGCGAGAGGCGACAGAAGCGCGCGGAAAUCAGACGGACACCAAGAGGACAGACACAGCGGUUUCGGCGGGGGCUUCUUUGUUGGAUGCGCAACCGGGGGAUCCAGGAGAACAGGCGAAGCCACAAUUGGAGGCCCGUGCAUCUCAUGUGACCAUCACGGAGUUCUGCGAAGAAGCACGGAAAGUCCACAGAGGAGCCUUCACGGGCCAGGGACGAAAGAAACCGGUGAAAAUCGUGGACGCCGUCAUUCUUGGGUACGACUUGGACAUGUUGGAGGUUCGUUUUUACGAGUAUGAGCAUACAGUCGACUACUUUGUGGUUUUGGAGUCGCGUCAUCACACGACCGGUCUCUUCGAGAAGCCGCUUCUUUUUCAACAAAACCGCCACCGGUUUGCUCGCUUUCUGCACAAAAUCAUAUACUUUGAGAUUCCCGUCGACCUCAGCCUUCAUCUGGCACAGCGCUGCAGUCCCAGAUUCCUAAACGAUUUUGACAAUUGCUGGAAUUUUGAGUUCACCAGUCGGAGCAUUUUGUUUUGGAUGUUGGCGCGAUUCAACGAGGCAGUCGACGCAGCCGGAAACACUCACCUUUCAGCUCCGAUCAUUGGUGACGACGACCUCAUCAUGACGGGUGACCCCGACGAGAUUGUUCGAGGCGACCGACUGCGACAUUUAAAGAUGUGUGAACCUGUGGAGCAGCCAACCCUUGGGUGGGCAAUGGUCCAUUACCCUGGCCACCUGGGAGGCAUGGCACGAAAAGAUUUCGGCGCUCAAGCAGGCCUCUCGACAGACGUCGCGGAUGCAGUUGGACCUCUAAUGGACACCUUUAUGUACAAAAAAGUCCGGUAUCUGCAUCGGGUUGAAGAUCCACGACGCCUUCACCAUGUUUUCCAAAGACACGCGCCGUCGCAACUGACCCCGCCCCUGUAUCUCUACGGCGGGUGGCACAUGAGCGACUUGUCUUACCUUCCUUUUCUGAUGAGCAAAAUCCCAGUUGAUGACAACAAACCCGGCUACGAGCCCUGGUCGGUGUACAGAUACCUCGUGAAUGGAGACUUGGAUCUCGCUCAACGGAGCAUUUGGGAGGAGUUCCGAGACUACCGCCAGGUUGGGGCCUCUGUCAUUUCAGCAGACAAGGUUCCAGACGCGUACAAAGAUCUAGGCUUCGGCGACAUGCCCUGGGUUAUAAAAUGCAACCCAAUGAGGUACCCGACGUGGUUUCGCCUCCCCGACAAGAGGUACUUUAUGCGUCCCAACAAGUCGUUUUAUCGAGGCGCUGAGCCCGUCAUCGUUCGCAAUGUUCAGGAAUGGGAACACACCCUGCAAGACAUUCGAAACUUCUACAAAAUUCCGGGGCACUGAAUGCGACCCUCUGCAGCGUCGACUGAGAUUUCCAAAGGCGAAACAAAAGGGCGAGAGAAAACUGUGACAUGCGUCCAGCCUGUGUGCAGGUGUUGGGUUUCACGUGCACAGACAUUUACCCUGGCAGUCAAUGCAGUUAUGACGGUCGCGUGGUUCCGUUUUGGAGCCGUUGAACGAGGUAUACUUUUCCACGGAGGAUCGUUCAGCUUCUCUCCGUAUACAUAUUGUAUACAUGUCUAUAUAUGAAGAUACACUCCCUUUCUAUGUAUCUCUCUGAACAUGCAUGCUUCUGUCCAUAUGGAAGUGCAACGGAAGUCGGCAUCCACGACAAUUGCUCCGACUCCAGAUGUGGGCUUGAAUCGCCCGGCCUAUGCGAUUCAACGAAGGCUCUUCACGACACGAGAAGUAUCACGGUUCACAAACGAGAAGCUCUCGCGUAGUACCAACGAAGUAAAUAUUCGACAAAUCCAAGGAUCCUCUUGAUUCCACGCACACCAAGUCCUCCAGUCAACCCGUCCCUACGUUCACCUUUCCUUCUCUUUUCCUGCGAAG
Toxoplasma gondii ME49 is the source of this 3936-nucleotide messenger RNA. RefSeq lists its product as hypothetical. Gene Ontology annotation, cellular component: membrane. Lineage: Eukaryota; Apicomplexa; Conoidasida; Eucoccidiorida; Sarcocystidae. Gene Ontology annotation, molecular function: beta-1,4-mannosylglycoprotein 4-beta-N-acetylglucosaminyltransferase activity. Gene Ontology annotation, biological process: protein N-linked glycosylation; N-acetylglucosamine metabolic process. Bases 829 to 3384 code for a protein of 851 amino acids. The transcript is spliced from 7 exons. The record is from RefSeq and is a predicted model, not a curated record.